UUAUUAUUAUUGUUAUUAUUAUUCGUAUAGACGCCGUCAACAUCGGCUGGAGCAAGAACAAGCUGAUUUGGAAUAUGAAAUUCGAAUUUUAAUGGCUCAGCCUGAACGUAAUAAAACUGAUUCUGACAAGGCUAGAGAAGAAGCUUUAAUAGAACGUUUGGUCGAAGUAGUAAAAUUACGUAACGAAGUGGUGGAAUGCUUGGAAAUGGACCGCCUUCGUGAGGCUGAGGAAGAUCAAAGCAUUAAACAACGUUUAGAGUCGCAUAUAGCAAAAAGAGAAGAAGAUGAUUCAAACUCUAGAAAAACAUUAACAAAGUUAUCAAAAAAAGAGAAAAAGAAACAGAAGGAAGGAAAAAAGCUAAGCAAAAGCAAAAAACUAGAUGCUGACAAAGAUGCUGAUGAAUCUGAAUUAAAUGUGGAUAAACAAAAAACUAAAAAGAAAAAGAAAUUAUUGAUCUUCUAAUAGACUGAAAAAUUAAGUCCUUCAGAGUUUUGCUAACCAAUGUUCCCGUGUGUGAUAAAACAGGCCAACAUAAAUAUAUAUCAAAAAAAAAAAAAUAUAUAUAUAUAUAAUUUAGCUCUGAUUUCGUCUUAAAACACUCGUUGGUUUAACUUACGUUAAAGUUGAAGCCCGUUCUAUUUAUUUAAGUUUAAUUUCCAUUUUGAAAUUCAAAAUUUCUCGUCCUAAAAUUAAAUUGAAGCAAAUCGAACGUCAAUAGAUAGCAUUUACUUUUUCUUAAGUAUUUUCUAUUAUUUUCUUAGCUUUAAAUAAAAAUCUAAUUUAAAUUUAUGUUAAUAAUCUCACAUUAACUUCUAUUAAUUAUUAUUUUUACUGAAUAUUAUCUUCAUGUUAUAAUCUUUAUUUGUGUAUUUAAUAUCUAUUUAUUCAUCAAUUAUCAUGUUUUUAUUUUACCAAAAUGUGUGUAAUUUUCAGAAAAAUAUGCAAAUAUUUUUUAUGUUAUUACAAAAAUAUAAAAAGUUAAAAUCGUUAAAAUUAAUUAA
Lucilia cuprina (Australian sheep blowfly) is the source of this 1002-nucleotide messenger RNA. Its product is annotated as MICAL-like protein 1. Bases 92 to 463 code for a protein of 123 amino acids. The record is from RefSeq and is a predicted model, not a curated record. The transcript is spliced from 3 exons. Lineage: Eukaryota; Metazoa; Arthropoda; Insecta; Diptera; Calliphoridae.